UUCCCACAGCACACACUUGGUGGUUGAGUCCGGCUCUCGGAGUUUAUUCAGACAGCGAACGUCGUCGAGAGCACACGUAUUCCGUUUUCCGAGCGCGUCGAUCGCUUCAUAAAUCAGAAACAAAGUAGAAAGUUACAGCGAGUGUGUGAGUGUUUUGAGACAGCGUUCCCGAUGCGGCGCUUAGUGUGACAAACCAAAUACAGAGUUUCAAGAUAAGCCUGGAACAGGACUUCCUAAAGGAUUACAAACAAAAGAAAAAAACAAGAAAAUAUCGAAAACGCGUUCAAUUGAAAAAGCCGCCAACAUAGCCGAGUUAGUAGCCGCCCCGCCCACCGCCAACAAAACGCGCGUAUUUAUGACUAAGAUGAUUCCGCCGGUGCCCACCGCUGCAGCCGUCAUGAUGCCCACGCCCAAGCAGAAGAUCGGCUUCAGCAUCGAGUCCAUUGUGGGCAACGAUGCGGUCAGCAAUGCCGCCGGCAACUCGACCCCGGACAACGGGCAGCAGAGUCCGCCACCGUCGGAGAGGAAUGGGCCCGGCUCCCCGCCCCAGACUCCGCCGACCUCGCUGACCCUCAUCCCCGGAUCUCCACCACACCACCUGAUGGCCCCGCCAGCCCACCACCACCUCCACCCACAUCCGCAUGCCGUGCCGGCUCCUCAUCCGCAUCCGCAUCUCUCGCCCGCCCAGCAGCAUGUCCUCCACCAGCACAUCCUGAUGCAGCAACAACAUCAGCAGCAGCACGGAACCCCCAAGAGCCACCAGGACAUCCAGGAGUUGCUCCAGCGCCUGCACCACAACGCCGCCGUGGCCAGUGGUAUGAGUCCUCUGCAGACGAGGCUCUCCCCGGACAACGAUGCCUCGCCCGUUGCUGUUUCCCUGAAGCGGGAGCGAUCUCCAGCCCCCCCUGCCAUGGAACAGGCGGAGAAUCCCGCCCAGCGCAUCCAGCCGCCACAUACGCCGCCGAAAUCAGUUUCCCCGCAGUCUUCGCAGCCCUCCUCGUCACCCACUUUGCUGGUCAGCAGUCCCCAUGCCACGCCUCCUCAGCAACAACAGCCGCCCAACUAUCCCAAGCCGACAGUAAUGCAUCCGGCGGGAGCUGGUCCAAUGAUGAUGCCCGGUAUGCCGCCAGCGGGCUUGGUGCGACCCUUCCCCGUGGGACCCGGAGGACCGCCGAUGCCGCAGGGACAGCCCGGCUUGCCGGACAUCAAGGCGCUGCCACCGUACAUCAAUGCGCCGCCAGAGCUGCCGCCCCAGCACAACCCCCACUUGAUCGCCGCCGCCCAGUUCCAGAUGGCCGCUGCUCUGCAAGCCGGCCACGUCCUGGGUCCUGCUGCAGCGGCCGCUGCUGCUGCCGGACUGCCGCCACAUGCCGCUCCCUUCAUGCCCAAUCCGGGCAUGCCCAGGGAAAGCUACCAGUUGUACCCCUGGCUGCUCAGCCGCCAUGGAAGGAUCUUCCCACAUCGGUUCCCAGGAAGUUUCUUGGUACCGCCGUUCCGCAAGCCCAAACGCAUUCGUACCGCCUUCUCGCCGUCGCAGCUCCUGAAGCUGGAGCACGCCUUCGAGAGCAACCAGUACGUGGUGGGGGCCGAGCGCAAGGCCCUGGCCCAGUCCCUCAAUCUGUCCGAGACGCAGGUGAAGGUGUGGUUCCAGAACCGCCGCACCAAGCACAAACGGAUGCAGCAGGAAGAUGAGAAGGGAGGCAGCGGGGGAUCCGAACGCAAUCUGCACAAUGGUAGCGGAGACGAGGACGAUGACGAGCUGAUCGACAUGGAGAUGGACGACUGCCCCAGCGAUGAGGAACACGAGCUGGACGCCAGCCACUAAAAAUUCACUAAAAAUAAUGAAAAUCAAAGAUCCCUGCUGCGAUCGGUGGCGGUCCGUGAGUUCCUUACCCAGCCAAGUGAUGGGGUCCAGUUCCAGUUCCAGUUCCAGUUACGUCGGCUCCCAGACGAGCUACCGCGAAAGUAACAUAGUUUGUUUUGUUGUGAUAUAUUCUUAAAUAGUGCAAGCAGCGUUAGGCUAACUGUACAUAGCAGGCGUGCAGCCCAUCAUAGGAAAGUAUUAGAGACCAUCCUGUCCUGUCCAUAGACACUCCACCCCCCCCACUCUCCCAUCUCUCAAGAUCCGUGCCAAAUCCUUGCGAAGACCAGAGGUUGAGUAGAGCUCAAGUAAUCCAGUUGUUUCCUCCUCUUCGAAGCGUUUCUUUUUCCAAAAAUUCUCUCCAAACCAACAAAAACAUUGAAAUUAAAAAAACAAAAGAACCCUAGGCUAGACACCAACUAUAACUGUACAAAUUUAAUGAUUUAAGCGUGUAAAUAUUCAUGAAGAACAUUACUUUUAAUUAGUGAAUUCCUGCAGAACAAAUUGUACUCCAACUGUUGCUUAAUUCCUUUGUAUAUUGUAUGACGAUCUAGCAUUUAUUUAUGUUUAGUUCUAAGCACGAACCUCUUGAGUCGCUCAACAGCAGCUGGAUAUUAUUUAAACCCGUUUAAUAUAGCCCUAGUUGCUAGUACUUACUAUCUAAGAAAAGAAGUGUAUUCUUAAGAGAUAUAUUAAAAUAUUAUUAUAUAAAAUAUAAAAUAUUCAUAAUGAAAAGAAAUA
Molecule: messenger RNA, 2602 nt
Organism: Drosophila ananassae
Lineage: Eukaryota; Metazoa; Arthropoda; Insecta; Diptera; Drosophilidae
Gene: ems
Product: homeotic protein empty spiracles
Exons: 2
Coding region: 356-1825 (489 amino acids)
Biological process (GO): regulation of DNA-templated transcription; neuron differentiation; central nervous system development
Molecular function (GO): DNA binding; DNA-binding transcription factor activity, RNA polymerase II-specific
Source: RefSeq, a predicted model, not a curated record